AUCUCAACAAGUCCAACAGCAUCUGCAACAUCUACAAUGGUCCUGCCUUUUGCUUUACUGAUGGCCCUGGUGGUGCUCAGCUGCAAGUCAAGCUGCUCUCUGGGCUGUGAUCUGCCUCAGACCCACAGCCUGGAUAACAGGAGGACCAUGAUGCUCCUGGCGCAAAUGAGGAGAAUCUCUCUUUUCUCCUGUCUGAAGGACAGACACGACUUCAGAUUUCCCCAGGAGGAGUUUGAUGGCAACCAGUUCCAGAAGGCUCAAGCUAUCUCUGUCCUCCAUGAGGUGAUCCAGCAGACCUACAACCUCUUCAGCACAAAGGACUCAUCUGCUGCUUGGGAUGAAAGGCUUCUAGACAAACUCUACACUGAACUUUACCAGCAGCUGAAUGACCUGGAAGCCUGUGUGAUGCAGGAGGCGUGGGUGGGAGAGACUCCCCUGAUGAAUGAGGACUCCAUCCUGGCUGUGAGAAAAUACUUCCAAAGAAUCACUCUCUACCUGACAGAGAAGAAGUAUAGCCCUUGUGCAUGGGAGGUUGUCAGAGCAGAAAUCAUGAGAUCCUUCUCUUCAUCAAGAAACUUGCAAGAAAAAUUAAGGAGGAAAGAAUAAGACCUGAUCCAAAACAGAAAUGACUCCCAUUGAUGACUACACCAGCUCACACUUUCAAGAUCUGCCAUUUUAAAGA
Molecule: messenger RNA, 682 nt
Organism: Rhinopithecus roxellana (golden snub-nosed monkey)
Lineage: Eukaryota; Metazoa; Chordata; Mammalia; Primates; Cercopithecidae
Gene: IFNA6
Product: interferon alpha 6
Exons: 1
Coding region: 37-606 (189 amino acids)
Biological process (GO): humoral immune response; cytokine-mediated signaling pathway; B cell differentiation
Cellular component (GO): extracellular region
Molecular function (GO): type I interferon receptor binding; cytokine activity
Source: RefSeq, a predicted model, not a curated record